UUAGGGCACCACCAUCUCACACGCAAGCAAGAACCAGGAAAAUGAGUGGGAGCUGCCUUGCGGGAGAGGAGCUGGGGGUGGAUGCAAAUCCUUGUAUUUCUUUUUAAAUUGCAAAGUGUGGACGGGGAGGAGGGGGGUCGAUGCGGUGAGUGGGAAUUAAGAGAGAGGGAAAGAGAAAGAGAAAGAGAAAGAGAGAGAGAGAGAGGAGGGAGAGGGAGAGACAAACAGGCAUUGCAGUGCAGAAGGAAGGAAGGGGAUGCAAUGACAACCUGCGUCCCUGGCGCGGCGGCUGGGCUGACAUCUAUCAGCAGGAUUCUUCAGAUCCCGGUGAAAAACUGAUGGGGGUUUGAUGUGGAAGAUGGGAUCAACACCAAUGCAAAACUACCCGAGGAAUCUACUGGGCUGUUAACCUCAAUUCUGAAAAAACACGAUGGCAUUUCAAAAGAUUGUUGGAGGAGCAUUUCUUCUCGGGGGUAGUACGCUGACAACAGUUUUAGGUCUUUCUCAGAUAAUAGACUACAGGGCAAAGAAGGUCCGCCUUUCCUGUGUAGAAGCAUCGGAAGUGUUGAACAGGGAAUAUCCGGAGAAUGAACUCCCGCGUAGAGAAACUCAGCUCUUCACCCUGCAGACCACUAAAGAAUUUGAUGUCCUUAUUGUUGGGGGAGGGGCAACAGGAUGUGGCUGCGCUCUCGAUGCUGUUACUAGGGGUUUCAAAACUGCACUGAUUGAGAGAGAGGACUUCUCUUCUGGAACCAGCAGCAAAAGCACAAAACUUAUCCAUGGGGGAGUGCGAUACCUACAGAAAGCAUUCACAAAUUUAGACUAUGAACAGUAUAAGCUGGUGAAGGAGGCAUUACGAGAACGUGCCAACAUGCUUCAAAUUGCCCCGCACAUUGCAAAAGAAUUGCCUAUUAUGCUUCCACUUUACAAGUGGUGGCAAUUGCCUUAUUUCUGGGCUGGAAUAAAGAUGUAUGACUUUCUGGCUGGAAGUCUUUGUUUGAAACACAGUUACUUCCUCACCAAGUCAAGAGCGGUGGAACUCUUCCCUAUGCUGAAGAAAGAAAAGCUUAUCGGAGCCAUUGUGUACUAUGAUGGGCAACACGAUGAUGCGCGGAUGAACCUUGCGAUCGCUCUCACUGCUGCCAGGUAUGGGGCUGCCAUUGCCAAUUAUGUCGAGGCGGUGAAACUCCUGAAGAGCACGGAUCCGGAGACUAGCAAACAAUAUAUAUGUGGCGCUGAGUGCAAGGACGUCCAGACAGGAGAAAUAUUUGAGGUGAAGGCCAAGUGUGUUAUCAAUGCCACAGGACCGUUCACGGAUACAUUACGCCAAAUGGAUGACAUAGGAGUCAAGAAAAUCUGUGAACCCAGUGCUGGUGUCCAUGUUGUCUUGCCUGGCUAUUAUAGCCCUGAAGCAAUGGGUCUGUUGGAUCCAACAACAAGCGAUGGCAGAGUUAUAUUUUUCUUGCCGUGGGAGGGAAUGGUGAUCGCAGGGACCACUGACAGGCCGACGGAGGUCACAGCUAAACCCAUUCCGCACGAGGAAGAGAUUAACUUCAUUCUCAAUGAAAUACGCAACUACCUGAGCCCUGACGUCGAGGUAAGAAGAGGAGAUGUGCUUGCAGCCUGGAGUGGUAUCCGUCCGCUGGUAUCUGAUCCCAACUCGAAGGACACCCAGUCAAUCUCCCGCAACCAUGUUGUAACAGUAACGGACAGCGGACUGGUGACAAUUGCUGGUGGCAAAUGGACCACGUACCGUGUGAUGGCUGAGGAUGCAAUCGACAGUGCUAUCAAGGCCUGUAACCUGACGGCUAAACAUCCAUGCAAGACCACUGGGCUUCUACUGGAUGGUACCCAUAAUUGGUCUCCUACUCUGCAUAUCAGACUGGUCUCAGUAUACGGUCUGAGCACAGAGGUUGCACGGCAUCUUGCUCAUGCGUAUGGUGGCAGAGCGUUUGAGGUGGCGAAGUUAGCAAAAGUGACCGGAAAAAAGUGUCCUUUGGUUGGCAAGCGUUUGGUGGCUGAUUUUCCAUACAUUGAAGCCGAGGUGAUCUACGCCAUGAAGGAGUACGCUUGCACGGCGAUCGACAUCCUAGCCCGUCGCACGAGGCUCUCCUACCUUAACGUCCAGGCUGCCGAAGACGCGCUUCCACGCAUCGUGGAAAUAAUGGCUGCAGAAUUAAACUGGAGCGAGAAGCGGAUUAAGGAUGAACUAAAGGCUGCUCAGGAAUUUCUGUACUAUGAAAUGGGCUACAAGGUCCGAUCUGAUCAAUUAAGAAACACGGAAAUAAAUUUGUCACCUUUGGAUGUCGAUAGGUAUAAGAAAAGGUUCCAAAUGUUUGACGACAACGACAAAGGUUUUAUCACUAUUGUUGAUGUCCAACGAGUGUUAGAGAGUAUUGGGUAUCAGGUGGAUGAGAAAACCCUGCAUGAAAUGCUAACUGAGGUUGACAUAAACAAAAACGGACAGGUAGAACUCAUUGAAUUCUUGCAGUUGAUGAGUGCGAUCCAGAAUGGCUCGGUGUCUGGAAGCAGGUUGGCCAUUUUGAUGAAGACGGCCGAAGAGAAUUUGUGCCGACAAAACCCAAUUCCCGUGUCCCGCAGCGGAGGAGGCUUGUGAGUCUUGUUCCCCAAAUGGACCAUCGACCGUGUGGGAGGCUAUAAAUGUCUGCUGUGGUUACCGCUGCUGCUCAGCCUGGCAUAGCAAGACAUUCUUCCUUCAUCAUUGGAGAUAUCCUCCUGGUGCUCCUGCUCAAUGCAUCAAACCCUGUCGUAAAGUCUUUCCUUCCACCAUUGUGCUUCAUAAAUCCAGUAUAUUAUUUAAAAUAUCUUUAUAUGCAGUGUACAUUUUGAUAAACUCAAGCCAUUGUAAAAAAAAAAGUUUGUAUUUUAAUACGGGAUUAGUUUUUCCUUACUUGCGAAUACUGUCUGUGCUUGCUAAAAAGUAACUGGUGAAAGUAACUGGUAUUUAAUUAACAUUUUUGUUUCAAAAUGAUGAGCAGAUACCAUUAAUUUUAUGUGGACGGAGUUGUGAUGUGGGGUAUUUUUAUUGUCUGUUCCAAUGAUCACGCGUUUACAAAAUCUGAUAACUCAGUGGGUUCAAAAUAAUUCAUAUUGCAAUCAAACUUUGCGAGAGUGAGGUUUUCCCUCAUUUCAUAAUGUUUUUUUAAAUAACAAUCAAAUGUUUUUCUAUAAAGCCUGUUCCAUACGGAACCAUAUAACUAU
Leucoraja erinaceus (little skate) is the source of this 3222-nucleotide messenger RNA. RefSeq names its product glycerol-3-phosphate dehydrogenase 2 (mitochondrial) (gene gpd2). NCBI's taxonomy places the organism in Eukaryota, Metazoa, Chordata, Chondrichthyes, Rajiformes, Rajidae. Gene Ontology annotation, cellular component: glycerol-3-phosphate dehydrogenase (FAD) complex; mitochondrion. Bases 431 to 2617 code for a protein of 728 amino acids. Gene Ontology annotation, molecular function: glycerol-3-phosphate dehydrogenase (quinone) activity; calcium ion binding. The transcript is spliced from 18 exons. Gene Ontology annotation, biological process: glycerol-3-phosphate metabolic process. The record is from RefSeq and is a predicted model, not a curated record.